CACAAACAUGGGAUGUCUGGUUAGAACUGAUAAUACUGAAGGUAUUCUUGAAAUUUCAAUCAAAAGUCUCGAAAAAAUAUAUACACUGCUCAAAAAAAUAAAAGGAACACAAAAAUAACAUCCUAGAUCUGAGUGAAUGAAACACUUAUUAAAUACUUUUUUCUUUACAUAGUUGAAUGUGCUGACAACAAAAUCAAACAAAAAUUAUCAAUGGAAAUCAAAUGUAUCAACCCUUGGAGGUCUGGAUUUGGAGUCACACUCAAAAUUAAAGUGGAAAACCACACUACAGGCUGAUCCAACUUUGAUGUAAUGUCCUUAAAACAAGUCAAAAUGAGGCUCAGUAGUGCGUGUGGCCUCCACGUGCUUGUAUGACCUCCCUACAACGCCUGGGCAUGCUCCUGAUGAGGUGGCGGAUGGUCUCCUGAGGGAUCUCCACUAGAGUGAAAGCACCGCCAGCAUUCAAAAGUGACCAAAACAUCAGCCAGGAAGCAUAGGAACUGAGAAGUGGUCUGUGGUCACCACCUGCAGAACCACUCCUUUAUUGGGGGUGUCUUGCUAAUUGCCUAUAAUUUCCACCUGUUGUCUAUUCCAUUUGCACAACAGCAUGUGAAAUUUAUUGUCAAUCAGUGUUGCUUCCUAAGUGGACAGUUUGAUUUCACCGAAGUGUGAUUGACUUGGAGUAGUUACAUUGUGUUGUUUAAGUGUUCCCUUUAUUUUUGAGCAGUGUAUAUCUGUGAGUACAGAAUAGAACCUGACAAUAACAUUAAAUUGUUGCAUAAGCAAGACAAUGUCAACAAGUUGGCAAAAACAUAGACCAGGUCAACACUGACCACCAUGCAUAUCAAGGUCAUGUGUACUGUAUAUACAGUGUCUUGCAAAAGUAUACACCCCCUUGGCAUUUUCCCUAUUUUGUUGCAUUGCAAACUGUAAUUUAAAUAUAUUUUUAUUUGGAUUUAAUGUAAUGGACAUACAAAAUAGUCCAAAUUUGUGAAGUUUUAAAAAAUUACUUGUUUCAAAACAUUCUAAAAAAGAAAAAACUGAAAAGGUGGUGCGUGCAUACAGUUGAAGUCGGAAGUUUACAUACACCUUAGCCAAAUACAUUUAAACUCAGUUUUUCACAAUUCCUGACAUUUCAUCCUAGUAAAAAUUCCCUUUCUUAGGUCAGUUAGGAUCACCACUUUAUUUUAAGAAUGUGAAAUGUCAAAAUUAUAGUAGGGAGAAUUAUUUAUUUCAGCUUUUAUUUCUUUCAUCACAUUCCAAUUAGCAUUCCCUUUAAAUUGUUUAACUUGGGUCAAAUGUUUUGGGUAGCCUUCCACAAUAAGUUGGGUGAAUUUUGUCCCAUUCUUCCUGACAGAGCUGGUGUAACUGAGUCAGGUUUGUCAGCCUCCUCGUUUGCACACACUUUUUCAGUUCUGCCCACAAAUUUUCUAUAGGAUUGAGGUCAGGGCUUUGUGAUGGCCACUCCAAUACCUUGACGUUGUUGUCCUUAAGCCAUUUUGCCACAACUUUGGAAGUAUGCUUGAGGUCAUUAUCCAUUUGGAAGACCUAUUUGUGACCAAGCUUUAACUUCCUGACUAAUGUCUUGAGAUGUUGCUUCAAUAUAUCCACACAAUUUUCCCUCAUCAUGAUGCCAUGUAUUUUGUGAAGUGCACAAGUCCCUCCUGCAGCAAAGCACCCCCACAACAUGAUGCUGCCACCCCUGUGCUUCACGAGUGGGAUGGUGUUCUUCAGCUUGCAAGCCUCCCCCUUUUUCCUCCUAACAUAAUGAUGGUCAUUAUGGCCACAGUUCUGUUUCUGUUUCAUCAGACCAGAGGACAUUUCUCCAAAAAGUAUGAUCUUCACCCCCAUGUUCAAUUGCAAACAGUAGUCUGGCUUUUUUGUGGCGGUUUUGGAGCAGUGGCUUCUUCCUUGCUGAGCGGCUUUUCAGGUUGUUGAUAUAGGACUUGUUUUACUGUGGGUAUAGUUACUUUUGUACCCGUUUCCUCCAGCAUCUUCACAAGGUCCUUUGCUGUUCUGGGAUUGAUUAGGAUUUUUCACACCAAAGUAUGUUCAUCUCUAGGAGACAGAAUGCGUCUCCUUCCUGGUAUGAUGGCUACGUGGUCCCAUGGUAUUUAUACUUGCGUACUAUUGUUUGUACAUAUGAACGUGGUACCUUCAGGCAUUUGGAAAUUGCUCCCAAGGAUGAAGCAGACUUAUGGAGGUCUAGAAUUGUUUUCCCGAGGUCUUGGCUGAUUUCUUUUGAUUUUCCAAAGAUGUCAAGCAAAGAGGCACUGGCAAAGGUAGGCCUUGAAAUACAUCCACAGGUACACCUCCAAUUGACCCAAAUUAUGUCAAUUAGCCUAUCAGAAACUUCUAAAGCCAUUACAUAAUUUUCUGGAAUUUUCCAAGCGGUUUAAAAGGCACAGUCAACCUAGUAUAUGUAAACUUCUGACCCACUGGAAUUGUGAUAGUGAAUUAUAAGUGCAAUAAUCUGUCUGUAAACAAUUGUUGGAAAAAAUUACUUGUGUUGUGCACAAAGUAGAUGUCCUAACAGACUUGCCAAAACUAUAGUUUGUUAACAAGAAAUUUGUGGAGUGGUUGAAAAACGAGUUUGAAUGACUCCAACCUAAGUGUAUGUAAACUUCUGACUUCAACUGUAUGUAUUCACCCCCUUUGCUAUGAAGCCACUAAAUAAGACUGGUGCAACCAAUUCCCUUCAGACGUCAUAUAAUUAGUUAAAUAAAGUCCACCUGUGUGCAAUCGAAGUGUCACAUGAUCUAUCACAUGAUUUCAGUAUAUAUACACCUGUUCUGAAAGGCACCAGACUCUGCAACACCACCAAGCAAGUGGCACCAUGAAGACCAAGGAGCUCUCCAAACAGACCUAGACAACCAGGUGUGGGGAGUUUCUUACUAAACAGUGACCUUCAUCAAGUCCAAGGGAGGAGCGAAAAGUUUGACAUGUUGUAGAAGAGCAUGAACCCAAUGUGGCUGUCCUGGCAUUGCCUCUUGUUGUGUAACCUCAAAUGAUCAACCUCCAAUGGAAACACCAUCAGAUGUCAAGCCAUGCAGCCAGACACACAGUAUAGGAGGACCAGACUGCUGCAUUAACAAUGAAUGGAUAUUCAAUCAGACAGCUCAUUCCUGAAGUUGAGAACUGAGAAUGCAGAGAGAAUACUCCUGACCCUGAAAAGUCUAACAAGAGGUCUUCACAGACCAUAUCAACCAGAGGUGGUCAUCUUACCAAGUGACAUGUUUUACCCCAUCCAAUACCAUUAAACACAGUCUUUCAUCUACCGCCACCUGUAACAAGGUAGAAUGUCCCAGCCGUCCCGACACUGGCAGUCUGAACGUGGGGACAGAUCUGAUGACUUCUGGAGGCACCUCAAAGAGGGGGAGGAGGAGGGAGGAGCAGAUAUAAUGCUCCAGAGGACGGGUGAAGAGAUGAGACCCUCUAUCACCCUCCGCCCCCCACCUUUGUUCCGCAGCAUCGGGCCGUCGGGGCUGUCGGCCAGUCUACCACCCCACCGACGUCUCCGCUCCAUAUUCCGCAGAUCCAGAGCGGUGCUGCCUGCGAAUACACACGCCGGCAAGGUUUCAGGAACACACACCCUCCAAGAUUUACUGUCAGGCACCCACAUCAACACACUCCCACAUCAACUGACUCACAAUGACGUAGUGUCAGAGAAGGACGUUCACAUAAACACAGACUCAGAGACACAAACACAGCCCAAGAGACUCAUGAGUGCACAUGGGCUCACUGUAUUAGAACCACCAACAGGACCUCUCACAGAUACACUCUCAUUCAUAGUCAGUGCUGAAAGCAGACAGCAGGUCGGACAGCCUUUUUCUCAGCUUUCCCCACCCCUAAGGACCCAUAUCAAAGGUAGGGCAAGAUGGGGCAGAGCAGUGUCUCCUCUUAAAAUGAGAGAUGAUCUUGGGACUGGAGAGGGAGGAUUGAAAGAGAAGCAGAAGGUGAAGAGGAGGAGGCUGGACUGGAAAGGAGAGGACCAAGCCAAUGACAGAUAUGUCCCGUCCUUCACCCCAGAGACAGAGGGAGAUGGUGGACUGUGCCAGUGGUUACAAAGUCUGGGGAUUGGAGAUAGAGAGGAGGAGGCCAAUUCCCCCAACAGAAGUAAACAGCAGCCAAGUGGGUUCAGGGAGAGGAUGGCUGGACACAGAGAGGGGUAUUCACAUCCAGCAGCCAACCACAGGAGAGACAGACGCCCCCACUUCCUCCCGCCUAUCUGUCAGUCUGGCUCCCUACUCCAUGUACCCCUGCUGCUUCCCAAAAACUCCCCACCACCCUCGCCAUGCACCUCCCCACACUCCACCUUCCACCCCUUGCCUGUACCCCUCCUCCACUCUCUGCCCUUCAGGAGGAAGUGAUAUUGUCCAGCAGAGGAAAGGGGUCUCAACUCAAGAGGCCCAUUUGUGUUUACUCUGUAUGCGGUUUUCUGUCUUGUUACUUUGGCAUAUUCUGACUGACACUUAGCUUAUGUAUUUGCAUGUAUUUGCAUAUAGCGCAUUACGGCUACACAUCCUUAACAAGACUUAUCCAGGUAUAAUGUAUGUUGCUCUUGCCAUUUAUACUGUACAUCCUUUACAAAUAAUCACAUAGUAGUUUCUCUACGUGUAAAUAGUUUCUAAGGAUAUGUUGUCCUGUCACAUUUCAAUUGCAUUAAAUUUAGCAUGUAUAGUUUGAAAGAUCCAGGGCAUUGUUGUUUCUCAGGAUUAACAUCAACAAGUGAACCAACCUCAGCGUUUCAGUAAUGAUGUGCUCUGCCUUGUCCGUCUAUAGACCUUGUCCAGAUAUCCCCCGCAGAGGCCCCCCUCCCCUGAUCAGAGAGGAGGCCCAUGUUGUUUUUGAGGUGUCGGUUCUGGCCUGAACAGUGCUGUGCUCUGUGUGCAGCCUGUGGUGGGAGCUGCAUGUCAGGGCCAGAACACCGGCGUCUCAGUCCUCCUCACUGCCCGCCUCGCACAGCCUGCCGUUUAUGUGUUUACCCUCAAACGCAGCCCAAAAUGUUUGUGAGUCAGGCUCUUUUUUUUCCACCCGCCCCUCCCAUUAGGUGCCAAACAAACAUUGCACCGGAAAUUGCAGGGAUAUCUGGGAUUUUUAAGGGGUCCCAGCAGACAGGGGGCGAGGUCGAGAACAAGGAUGCUUUCUGUGACAUCUUAGAGGUGGUGGGGGGGCAGUCAUAAGAGAGGCGAGGCUGCAGCAAACAAGGAAAGAAAUAAAUAUAACGGGAGGGGGGUAGUUAGCCAAAAGAGAGGGUGUGACCAAGGCUGGGUGGCAGGGGGUGGGCAGAGUCAGUAAGCUUCAUUACGACUGAUCAACAGGCACAGGUGACCCAGUUUCUGAUGCCCUUUGACCUUAUUACGUUCCUUGAGCCCAUAUUGCAUGCCACUCCUGACCUCGUUUGUCACCAAGCUGACCCGAGCGCUAGGCUAAUGGUAACCAUUGACGUAACUGUUAUAAGGCCCCGUGUCACAUGUAGCAGCAACCUCUUUUUUGGACUGCUAACUGGUCGAGCUUGUUUCCUCUCAUUCCUUCUCCCUCCUUGCCCAUUCACUCCACAGGACAGACAGGACAGUGGGCCCAGUACAACCAUUGAUGAGGCUGAGAUUUUAUGUCAACCCCAAACAAAGGAAUAAUGAAUGAGAAAGUGUAUGCUCUUUGUUCACAGGGUGCUAUCUGGGUUUUGUCCAAGCCUCGUCCUCACAAAACCCCAAUGUCCUUACUCAUAAUGGCCUGGUGACACAUAUAGUACAUGGCACAGUAAAAUGGCUGUUGUUAGGUUAAAUUGUUCCCAACAGGACAAGUACAGUAAAUGGCCUUGUACUUAUUUAAAUUAAAGUGAAACAGAAACCAAAGUCCAAGUCCGCUUGUUCUCAG
Molecule: messenger RNA, 5874 nt
Organism: Oncorhynchus keta (chum salmon)
Lineage: Eukaryota; Metazoa; Chordata; Actinopteri; Salmoniformes; Salmonidae
Exons: 4
Coding region: 3297-4367 (356 amino acids)
Source: RefSeq, a predicted model, not a curated record